Messenger RNA from Nannochloropsis gaditana CCMP526, 4980 nucleotides. It is a transcript of the gene PEX1, whose product is annotated as peroxin-1. Gene Ontology annotation, cellular component: cytosol; peroxisomal membrane. Gene Ontology annotation, molecular function: ATP binding; ATP hydrolysis activity. The record is from RefSeq and is a predicted model, not a curated record. Gene Ontology annotation, biological process: protein import into peroxisome matrix. The annotation marks the transcript as partial. The transcript has 5 exons.
AUGGGUAGUGGCGGGGAUGUUGAUAGUUACUACAGUGGAGCAGGAGCGCUUACCACCCCCAGUAUCCCUGUGCUGUUGCGGGCUCUUGAGGCCCGGCUGUCGAUAGAAGAAGCAGGAAGGCCACCAUGUCGAGGAAGUUGUGCACCGCUUGGCAGUCUUCGAAGCUAUGAAAUCCUGCUGCGGUACCACAAUAAGCAGGAUCAGAGUGCCAAGAGCUUAGGGCCAACCAAUGUGACGACAAAACAACGUCUUCAUGGGAUGACCUUGGAGCUACAGAGGGCGCACCGGUAUGAGGCGGCAGAGGCCUUGGACCUAGUUGUCGCGUGGCUGUUACGAUUUGAAGAGGAACAAGAACGUCACCCUCACAGCAAUGGAGACAAAGGCUCGGUGUUUCCUUCAUCCUCCGUCCUGACGGUCUUGUCUCUGUUGGCAGGCGCUCCUGGCUUGGUGGAAGAGAGUGCGGGCAUCGGAGCCAGGAACCUGGGUCCUUUGGCUACUGGGUUGUUAACACGGUCUAGGCAACAGACCCCCGAGUCGGACGCCGUGUUACGACCAGAGCAUCGCAGCAAACAAGGACAUGUGCCACCAGGGCCCUCAAGGAGACUGGAGGUGGCCAGAAGGGGAUGUCGACAUCUGGGAGAGACGUGGGCACGCACGCGUGGGGAGAAGGCACUGGAGCCAGUAUUAGAACAUCCAGCCCUCCCGACCCGGGUAGCAUCGGAUUGGAACGUGAUGGGGGAACGAAGGCUGAUGGAUGGGGACGCCCACCAGGAAGGUACUGGCUUGUGCGGCGCCACCCUUUAUCCCAGCUGGGUCUUCUCCACUCUCCCCGAGCCCCGUCCCACCCUGGAGAUGGGCCCCCCCACGUCUGCCCUGAAAAUGUCUGAGGCCGAGCGUUUCCUGGCCAAACCCUGGACGGACGCGUCGUUCUUGUCCUCGUUGGGUCCCCUCCGCCCGGCGGGGGCCCGCCCUGCCUUGGCUGUCCCCGAUGUGGGCGGGCGCCUGACCCUUCCCCCUCUCUCGGACACGCGCGCCCAGGACCCGCUCGACCGUGUCCUCCGCUCCCGGGCUUGGCGUCAGGCUGACACAGCACCCCUGCCCUCGGCACAUGGGGUAGAGGCUUCCCGUCGUCCUCCCCCUGUCGCCUCGCCAAGCCAGGACGCGCCGCCCCCCCAUCCGCCGCUGCCGGCCACGAAUCCGUGCAUUACCCCACCCCCACAGCCUCCCUGCCGACCCUCCCUAAGCCCGUGCUUGGGCUGGGAAAGCACUUGGGCCACAGGCGGAGGUCCCCACUGGGUGCCGCCCUCCCCCCGCCUUCUCUCCCAGGAGCCCUCCCCGGCCCUGGACGCCGUCCUCCCCCCUUCGCGCCCCGGACCCGUCUUGGAACAGCACAUGCUCGUGGACGCGGUCUUCCAGGCGCUCCGAGGCCUCCCCUCCCAGGCUUUCCUCCUUGACACCCAGGGCCUGUCCCUCCAGCCGCGGCCCUACCUCCGGGUAGUCGGCAGCAGCACAGGGAGCAUCCAACGCGCCCUGGACGGCGUUGCGGUGGCCGGUACUUGUUUUCUCCGCCUUCAGACCCUCAGCGCUUAUCUCGGGAGCCAACGUCUUCUCACCACCACCGGUAGCGGUGGCAGGGCGGGCUGGAAGGUGGGGGGGAGGGCGGUCAGUCAAGUCUACCAGGCCUUCGCGGCCGUCCUGGGUCGCGAGCUUGCGUGUUGGGCGGCCCGCGUGGAAGAGGAACGGGAAUCUGCGGGGAUUCGAUGGGCUCAGAAGGGUCAUAGCCCGGGAAACCAGCGCCAGGCGAGCGUGCUGGAGGUCUGGAAGGCAAAGAUGGAAGAAAUAGGUGCUUUGUUUCUGGCGGCGAACGGUGGACGUGGAAGUCCCCGCUGGGGAGGCGGGGGCAGGCGGGCCGGGCGCCUGCAGGGUCGUUGGGAUGAGGUCCAGGCCUGUCUCCGCCACCUCGCUCCCGUUUUGGACCCGCGAGCGGCCGGUCUCCGCGUCUGCGUCGGGAUCCCGCCUCCGGGGGCACUGCUCGUGCACGGGCCCCAGGAAAGCGGGAAAACCACGCUCGUCCAUGCCGUGACGGCCCAUGUGGCCAGGUCCCCGUGGGCGGUGGGGACGGUGUGGGUGCCGUGUUUGGCUCUCCGGGGGCUGAAAAUGGAGGCGGUGCUCCAAGCAUUGGCGGGCGCCAUGGCCCAAGCGGCGGCCAAAGCGCCCGCACUCCUGGUUUUGGACGACUUGGAUGCCCUCUGCCCGGCGGAGAACGAGGAAGCAGGAGAGGCGAAUGUACAAGCGGCCGAGAUCGCCGAGGCCAUCGGGAAGAUGCUGGAGGAGGCGCGGGAGGAGACGAGAGUCCGGGAGGAGGUCAUGAGGGUGGCGGCGGGGGGGGCAAGGAGGCUGUGGCAGGCGGGACCCGGCGCCCAGGGAGGGAGGGAAGGAGCGACGGAGGUAGGGGAGGAGCCGGGCGCGGGGCAAACAAUGUCACCUGUCGCAGGGGAAGGGAAGGGGGAAAAUCGCAUCGAGGCUGGCACGUGGUCCAAGCCGCCAUCCGAGGCCUGGGUCAUCUUGGGAGCUGCCGCCGUGAGUAGUGCGGUCGCCCUGGUCGCCACCGUCCGGGACCCCAGCCUCCUCCACGCUUCCCUUCGUCGGCCCGGCGGGGUGGAGGCUUUGGUGGAAAUCCCCCCCCUGGACGCCAAGGCCCGCGAGGCAAUCUUGGCCGCGCUCCUCGCCCAGCACUCCAGCAACCAUUCUUUCCCCUCCUCACCCUCCCUUGGGCCCUCCGCCCCGCCCUCCCCUGCCCGGCCUGCGCCCGACCGGCCCCUGUCCGUUGUCCCCGGCGUCGACGUGGCCGAGCUGGCCGCCCGGUUGGAGGGAUGCACAUCCCUCGACCUGGAAGUCCUGGUUACCCGGAUCCUCCACGCGGCCGUCGGGCGCUCGUUGCGCGAGCUUGGUGACACGGCCUCCGCCUCGACCGUCGAUCCCCGCCCGGCCGUCCUCCCUGCCGACGUCACUGACGCCUUGGAAGGCUUUAGCGCUGCCUCCCAUCGGAACGCCCGCCUCUCUUCCUCCGGCACGAGCUGGGCCGACGUGGGUGGUCUGGAAGAGAUCAAAAACGAAGUGCGCGAGAUUUUGGAGAUGCCCGUAAAGUUCGCCCCUCUGUACGCCCGCCUUCCCACCCGCCUGCCCACAGGUCUGUUGCUGCACGGGCCACCGGGGUGCGGUAAAACCCUGCUGGCAGGGGCGGUGGCGCGGGAGUGUGGGCUGAAUUUCAUCUCGAUCAAGGGGCCUGAGGUCUUGGACAAGUUCAUCGGAGCCAGCGAACAGGCGGUUCGGGCCCUCUUUGCCAGGGCCACGGCCGCCGCGCCUUGCCUCCUGUUUUUCGACGAAUUCGAAGCCCUGGCGCCGCGGCGUGGGAGCGACAACACGGGCGUCACGGACCGGGUGGUGAACCAGUUGCUCACUUUCUUGGACGGGGUGGAGGGCCGGACGGGUGUCUACGUGAUGGGGGCGACUUCCCGACCCGACCUGGUGGACUCGGCGCUCUUGCGUCCGGGUCGUUUGGACCGGCAACUCUACCUGGGGUUUCCUGACGCGGGGGAAAGCUUGGGUAUUUUGAAGGCUUUGGUGCGGAAGAUGAGCUUGACGCCCCAGGCUACGGCCGCAUUGGAAAAGGUGGCCUUGGCGGACGGGGCGGACCUGAUGACGGGGGCGGACUGGCAGGCCAUGGUCAGCACGGCGCAAUUGGAGGCGGUGCAUGAGAAAUUAGCGGCUAUGGGGACGACUAAGACGGGCAAUGGAGCGGGUGGAGAGAAGGAGAGCAGUCAGGGCGGGGAUGGAGGGGAAGGGGUGGUGGUGACCGCACAACAUCUGUGGGCAGCUUUUGCAGCCACCCGCCCGUCGAUACCACCGGGGGAAAGGGCAAAGCUUCAGGCCAUUUACGACAAGUUUCGGAAGUCUCGUGAUGGGGAUUACAAAGACUCGACCAACAUCGGGCCCGGUACCAGCAUGAGCAGCGGUGGCGCGCAGGGCCAGACGCCCAUGCAGAGGCUCACGAUAAUGAAGGACAACGUGCUUAAAAAGGUGGAGCGCCAGAUGGAACAGUACCCCUCGCUCACGAUGCGUUCCUCGCUGUUGGACAUGGAGAAGAAAGUGAAUGUGCCAGCCCCUGCACUGUUCAUCCUUGGCAGCUCAUCUCUGGUCCUUCUUUUGGUCCUUCUUGUUAGCAUGGAGGGCGUCGCGCUCCUGGUCGGCUUGGCCUACCCACUCCUCGGCGCCCUCAAGGCCAUCAAGGUGCAGGAGGCGCACGUCAUCAAGUUCUUCAUCCAAUACUUCCUCCUCUUCAACGCCCUGAAUCUGUUGGAGACCUUCCUGCCUCUCAGCCGUCUCCCUUUGUACUACUUGGGGAAGCUCCUCUUUCUGGCAUGGGCGUUCAACCCCAAGACCCAGGGCGCCCGGCUCGUCUACGGCACCCUCCGCCCCCUCCUUCUUCCCCACCUCGGCAUCGCUUUGGGUGCAUCCGGGGCCGAGCAGUCGAGGCCUGGGGGAGGAGGCAGGAAGCGAGGGGGAGGGAGGGAAAACACGGGGGAGGGGAGGUUCGGGGCCCGGGACGGGAGCGGGGAAGGUGCGAGCAUCCACCUUCGCAUCGAACUCGCAGCCCGGGGCUUGGAAAAGCCGGCGGAACCCGAGCGGCUGGACACUCUGUGCCAACUCCGCAUCCUGCCCAUGACAGGUGGGCACAGCGAGGUCCGGAGAGCGGCCCUGGACGAAGGCCAGUGGUACAAGAGUCGGAUCAACACCGCGCCUCCCCAAGACGCCCCCGACUGGCGACACGACCCACAAUUCCUCCGCGUCCCGACCACGGAGGAUAACGUCUUGGAGGUGUUGAUUGUGAAUAAGAUGAGUUGGAGGGACCAUCCCUUGGGCCGGGUGCGCCUGCCUCUGAGGGGGCUCUCUUUUCCCAUCGAGACCACAUUGCCCCUU